AUGAAAGCGAAAACCAGACGCAUCUAGGGCUUGUUGUCUACCUUACUUUCAUUGGAGUUCCAUAUCUUUAUCCCUCCCUACAUUCACUUCAUCUCCUUAGGAAAGAUCGGAACCAGUGAAGGAAGUAAGGUUAUUAUUCACUUUAAAUUGUUAACAGUUUGAAUCGGACUAGUAGAUUAGGGUUUUGAAUCUCGUCGAUCGUAUCGAUCUUAAAAUACCGUCUUUGAUUACUGUAAUUUGUUGACAAAUCGAAGCGGGAAGAAGUGCGCGAUUUUGUGUCUAUUAAUAUGCGGGGAUCGCAGAAAUCAAAAAGGGUAUCUUGGGCUCCUGAUGUAAACCUUUGUCAGGUGAGGUUGUUCCUAUCUGAGGACUCUCCCUCACAGGUUGGAAUCGGAGCUCAAGAUCACCUCCAAGCAAAGGCAUCAUGGCUACUGCAUUCAAGUGGAAUGAACUAUGAUGACCAUCUUCCUCCUGGGUUUGAAGGUGCUCAACCUUUUAAUCAAGUGAAGAAAGAAUUCUCCCAGAUCCCUCUUAUUAAAUGGAAAUGUCCUCCCAGAUUUGUGUUGAAUCACAAUUGGCAAGUGGUGGCCGGGGAAGAAAGCAAAGAGGCUGAAGUUCAAAACCAGAGAGAGAUGCGAGUGCUUGAAGCAGUGUAUCCUCGCCCUUCUGCCAUUCCUCCAAGCCCAUCUGUUUCACCAGAUAUAGAGAACUAUUAUCAGGAUGAUCGUCAGACUCCUAUCAUUCCCAUCACGCCCAUCGAAGAUGAAGAACCAGAUCCAUCAUGCAGUUCUGUAAUUCCAACUGCCACUUCUUUGAGUGUGCAGCAGCCAGUUUUUCCACAAGGCCUGUUGGUUCCUGGAUCUGCAUACACCUCUAAAAGCGACUUAACAGUUGCUCCAAAUCUUGCAGACAAUGAAAAGCCUGCUUCUGUUACCAUCCCUGGUGUAGAACCUGACGUGGUUGCUGCUGCCUCUGCAGUAUUUACUGCAAUCAUGCGAAGCAACGAGCAGGGAAGUCUGAUUGACCAUGAGUUGCUCAUUAAAAUACUGAGCAACCCAAAGCUGGUUGAGAAAUUGGUUACGGAUUAUACAAAACCUUCAAAUCCACAAAUCACACCCAAGCCAAGCUCACCACCUAUGAUCCCAUUAGGCCCGCUGACAGGCCCACAUCCUGUCCACAUCAGUAGGACAGAAUCAGAUUUACCCUUUUCAGCAGCCCCUGCAACGGGAAACUUGUACCCCGUGACAAAUGCAGCGGUACCCAACUUAAAUCCACGACCACAUCCACCUGGAGUCGUUCCAAUCCCCAAUCCUGCUGCAAAAGCACCUCCCGUCAAAGAUGUAAAUUACUAUAAAAGCCUGAUUCAACAACAUGGGGGAGAAAGACCAGAAGCUCAGGAUCUCACCCUUCCGCAGUUCAGUAAUUGCCACAGCCCUCAAACUCUAAGUGCAAACCAAGAACCAGUACAGAGCACAAAACCCAAGAUCCCGAAGCCUUGCAUCUACUUCAACAGCUCUAGGGGAUGUCGGCAUGGGGCCAAUUGUGCAUAUCAGCAUGAUUCGUCAUUUCAGCAGCGGGUUGGCACCAUGCAGCAACCCCCCAUUCCCAGUGCCAAAAGAAUGAAACUGGACAGGGAAAUAACAGGGAGAACAUAGAGCUUGUCGUUAAGAGUUAAUGUAAUCAUGUUCCCAGGAUUUUCUCUACGGCAGACAGCCCGGCUUUUAUACUUUUUUUUAGAUUCAUUUGCAGUAAAUAGAAUCCAUCCCCUUCUUUCAUUAUUUUCCCCUCAGCAUUAUUUUCAAAACCUAAUUUAUUAUCGAAGGUGCAGGUGUUGAGAGUGUUCCAAGUUCCAAUCAAUAUUGUGAUUAAACGAUCUGGUUUUCAAAUUUAAUCACCCAACUUUGUUUUCUA
This is a messenger RNA of Nelumbo nucifera (sacred lotus), 1911 nucleotides long. RefSeq names its product zinc finger CCCH domain-containing protein 6-like. The record is from RefSeq and is a predicted model, not a curated record. NCBI's taxonomy places the organism in Eukaryota, Viridiplantae, Streptophyta, Magnoliopsida, Proteales, Nelumbonaceae. Gene Ontology annotation, molecular function: metal ion binding.